Molecule: messenger RNA, 1847 nt
Organism: Drosophila subpulchrella
Lineage: Eukaryota; Metazoa; Arthropoda; Insecta; Diptera; Drosophilidae
Product: ketimine reductase mu-crystallin
Exons: 3
Coding region: 714-1784 (356 amino acids)
Cellular component (GO): cytoplasm
Molecular function (GO): hormone binding
Source: RefSeq, a predicted model, not a curated record
CUUGAUCAGCAUCACUAGACGAGUCGAUCUGUUCGUCUGUCCGUUUCUACGCAAGCUAGUCUCUCAAUUUUAAGACUUUCGGAAUGAAACCUUCCCAAAAGUCUCAUUUCUAUUGCAGGAAGAAUAUAACUCGGAAUGAGCCUGAUCGGACAACUAUAUCCUAUGGCUCCUAUAGCUAUAGAAAUGAACAAAAAAUAUAAAAAAAAAGUGUAAUAAAAAAUACAACCUCGGCGUUUCUUGACAUAUUAACUUCUACUUUUGGGAAUAUCGUUCUUUUAAUAUUUCGGAAUUUUGAAUAAAAUUUUUAAAAAUCGGAAGGAGAAUAAUUAAUGUCCAAAAUAAUACUAAAACCGUCAUAUUUCGUUUUCGGAAACAUAUACGGUAUUAAAUUGAAAUGGAACAUUAUCUUAAUAUUUCUGCAAUUAGUUUUUAGUUUUCUAAAAAUCGGAAAGCUCUGUAAACUUAGUCGCUGUUUUUGAUAUCUUAAGUAUAGGUUUUCUCAAUAGAUAUUUUCCAACAAGCUUUUCCACUUAAACUAGCAUCACUGGUCAGCUGAUCUUUCAUCUUUGAGAUUAUCAGUUACACCAUUUUGUAAAGUUUAUAUUUCAAACUCAACAGCAACCAAGUAAAUGAAUUUAAGAAGAAGUAGAUACGAAUAUAAAAUCUACAAAGCUGUAAAGAUACCCUACUUAUAAAGUUCGUUUGUUACAAAUAUGAGCGGAUGUUCGCCAGUUUAUUACAAUGCGGAAACAGUCCGCCGAGUUCUCACCUGGCCGCUGGUCAAUGAAGCAGUGGAAUCGGCGCUUAAGGCCGUAGUUAAGUCCCAGGAUCUGGGGACCACCUCCUCCUCCUAUGUCAUCCAACCGAAGAGGAGUUUCACCGCCUGCGGCAAGGAACCUGGCAAGAUUCUGUUGACCAUGCCCGCCUUUGUGGGAGACUACAGCCUGGCAUCGAAGGGAUCCCCGGGGGAAGUGGGAGAUACCCGCUCCACACUGGCCUGCAAAGUGGUGACCUCGUUCAAGCCUAACUCCCAGCGGGAUCCACCGCUACCCUGCAUCCAUGCUCAUGUCCUGCUCUUUGACAACCAUACCGGUCAACUAUCGGCCAUAAUGGAGGGCACGGAUUUGACCACCUGGCGCACUGUUUCCGCCUCCCUGGUGGCCACCAAGUAUCUGUACUUCCGACGCUUUGGUUCGCAGGCCGAGACGGAGAGAAAGAUCAACGUGGCCAUCGUGGGCUGCGGCGUCCAAGGGCAACUCCAUGCCUCCGCUUUUUGUGCCAACUUCCGGGUGAUGCAGCUCAGUCUGUACAAUCGCACGGAGGCGAAAGCCCAGAAAUUGAAGGAGCAACUGCAGCGGGAACUGGGCACCGAAUGCGAAACACAGAUAAUAGUUUGCCGGAGUGCCAAAGAAGCUUGCCAGGAUGCCGAUGUCAUCUGCGUGGCCACCUACUCCAAGGAGCCGCUCGUCCAUCUUGAGCAUCUGAAAGGCAAACAAAGCGUUCACAUUAAUACUGUUGGUGCCGGCGAAGUCCACUUUUCUGAGUUGAGUCCCGAUAUCUACCACCAGGCUAAGAUCUAUGUGGAUUGCUAUGCCAAUGCCGAGGCUGAAUUGGUGGGUCUUCCAGGCACGAUCACCGCCGAACUGGGUGCCAUCAUCGUCAAUGGAAACUAUCCCGGAAAAUCGGACAUUUCCAUCUUCCAAUCAUUGGGCAUGGCUUCGGAGGACGCCUGUGUGGCCCAGGCGGUGCAGGAAGCCAUCCUCUCGAGCGCCGAGCAUUCCUGAUUGCCUUCCAUCUGGAAAACCAAGCCCGGGAUCAGCCCAACUCAAACCACCGGCUCGUUAACC